ACAAAACUAUUCUGCAGUCAUAGCGACCACUAUCGAAUUUCACUGAAUUAAAAUUUAUUUUAUUCAAUAGAAAAAACACAACAAUCAAAAUUUUACUUAUUUAAAAAAAAAUUACUUGUGCAUGACGAAUAGGAAGUUACAUAAAAUGGAACAAUUUAAAAGGACUAGAAAUAAUGGAGCAUGUUGCAGGGAUGAGUCCAAAAUGGUUAGAUGUGCCGUGACUGCAAUGGAAAAGAUGAGGGAUUAUUUGUUCGAGACGUCUGUAUGCCAGGAUUCAGAAGAUCCGAACACACUGGGUGAUUAUGAUUGUGCAACUAACUGCAACAAGUAUACAACCCAGGAAUGUCCAUUUCGGGGCACUGGGAUGCCACCUAAUCUGAUGCGGACAUUCUGCAACAAUAAGAAGGCUGAUGGCCGAUCAGGUCCAAAUAUGAUUCGACUCAUGCCAGGCCAAGUUGGUGUAGCAGGUGACCGUGCCACAUUCCACCUUGGCCAAGCGGCGACGAGAAGAAGAAAUCGUCCAGUCAAGGCCGUUACCACGGAGAAAAAUGGCAAACUGGCGAUGCCGACGACCGUCGUUGUUGAUCGGCCAACAGUCACAAAGUAUAUUAACAUUCAGCGCAAAAGGUCAAUGCAAGUUUUGCCCACAGUGCCGAUGUCUAACAAUAAUCCAGCUGUCGGUCCCGUCACCGGGCGACCGGUGAACGAUAAUGAGCACGUUUUUGUAUUGCGGUUGUCCAAGGCGUACGAGAACCCUACUGACCUAGCCUGCUUACAGGUCGAAAUGCGUCUUCCUAACCCACCGAUAGCUUUAAAGCGUAUAGAUGCUGAAACGCAGGUUAUAAAUGAAGACGUACAUGUGGUGACUACCAGUGGAAAGAAGGGAUCGAAAAAGGGAUCGAAAAAAGGAUCGAAAAAAGGAUCGAAAAAAGGAUCGAAAAAGGGGAAAAAAUGAUGAACAUAAUUUUAUUAUAAUAAUGUGCAUUAGCAAACACAAAUGUUAUAUGUUUUAUUUUAGUAUAUUAUGACAUUUAUUUUAUUUACCUAAUUACAAAAAUUAUAAGAACAUCUAUCUCA
Molecule: messenger RNA, 1077 nt
Organism: Aphis gossypii (cotton aphid)
Lineage: Eukaryota; Metazoa; Arthropoda; Insecta; Hemiptera; Aphididae
Exons: 2
Coding region: 122-955 (277 amino acids)
Source: RefSeq, a predicted model, not a curated record